Molecule: messenger RNA, 1225 nt
Organism: Parathielavia appendiculata
Lineage: Eukaryota; Fungi; Ascomycota; Sordariomycetes; Sordariales; Chaetomiaceae
Exons: 2
Coding region: 131-829 (232 amino acids)
Source: RefSeq, a predicted model, not a curated record
GAGGUCGCCAACAAGGCAGCUGGCAUGCAACCUGGCACUUGCACCUUCCCAUCGCACAACCUGACCUCACGCAACAAUCGAGGCGUGCGCUCAUUUCUCAUAGCGUACCGACCAAAUCGGGCCCACAACCAUGAACACGGCAGGCGCAGUCGUGCUCGCCAUCGUCCUGGCGCUGAUCGCGGCCGCGGCCGGGUGGGUGAUCUUCACUCGUGUCCGGGCAUCAAGACUAGGGUUACCUCCGCCCCCCUGGCGAUCGUACAUCCCCUUCCUCAAGUCCUCGUCCUCGUCCUACGGCGGCCCCGCCCCCGCCCCGGGCGGCAUCAUCGGCUGGAUCAACGACCGCAUCCGAAUCAUGCGCUAUGGUCGCAACACCCGCACCGCCGCCGGCGCCUAUGAGAGCUCGUCGUCCUACAACGCCGGCUAUUCUGGCACGACAGGAGGUAAUCGCGGCUUCGACCACCUCGACGACGACCCCUGGGAUUCGCGGGUCGGCGGGUAUAACCCGUACGAGGAGGAGCGCGAAUUGGGAUUGGCGCCGCCGAGCGGCUAUGAAGGACACCAACAGCAUGCGGGGUUCCGGCCGGAGGGCGAAGGGUACCAGAUGAACUUGCCCGUUGACCCAGCGGAGGAGGAGCCGAGGGGCCGGAAAAGGAGUCGGUCGCCAGGGCCGUCGGCAAAGUCGAAUCCGUUUGGGGACAACGCUGAGCCGAGUAACAUCAGCUUGAGGGGUGUUAGCCCGCGGCCGAUGGAGACGUCGUUUGCCGGGCGGAAGGCGGGGAAGGCGGAAGAGGACCAUGACAGGAGGUCGAUAUUUCGGGAGGUGAUGUAAUUUUGUAUGAAUGGUUGAUUACGGGUUGCCGGUCAACGUUGUGCAUUGUGUGUGUUUCCACUGCUACAGUAUGGACCAUUACGUCUUUGGGAGGGUGGUUUGGAUGGCGUUCGAUCGGUUGCUUUGUCUUAUCGCGCUGCUGUGGGGUUAUACGCACUUCAUCAGGACAUCUACUUGUUACAAUGCCAUAUAUGUGUCUACGAACGGUGGGCAACCUGUAAUAUUUCUGUGGUUGUCUGCUCAACACUUCCGGCUCCGGCUUGGACGGUUAUCGGGGCGUGACAUCCACUGGGACAGGAGUCCGUCUCCGUGGUGACGAUCCUGAGCUCAGAAACACGAGAAGGCUACCAAGGCCGAAAGAGCCGGAAGAGCUAACACCAAACCAUUGAUGUACCC